AUGUCCGCAGUCUGGAUGACUUUGCAAGGGCUGGGUUUCGACCGCCCCUACCGGUCUUCUGGCCCACUCAGAGGGCGCCGCGAUCUCGCGUACGGCGAGGCGGUCGCGCUCCCGGCCGACGAGAAGCACCCCGUCAAGAAGAAGCGGCGCGCCUGGCCGUACCCGCGCCAGUCGCCGCGGCAGCGCGGCGCCGACGCCCCCGCGGUGACGGUGGGGCCCCCCGAGCCCCGCGACGUCACGGCCGCAGCUGCUGAGGUGGCGGACCGGGGAAUACGGACCGGGCCGCCGCCGUCGUCGCCGUCCUCCCGGACCCGCCAGUCGGACGGCGAGCAGAGGCAAGUUCGCGACGUGGCCCCGCCAGCGCCGCCAGCGCCGAAAGACCCACGUCCACGUCAACGCCCAGACCCUCCGGCCACUGAUAAGCAGCCUGUCAAACAACCUGCGGCCAGCAGCGGCCCUGGCGCUCAGCAGGAGCAGCAAGACCUGCACGUCCUGAAAGGCCUGGAAGACCUGCAUUACCAGCAAGAGCACGCGCCGCUGAGUUGCCGUGCAGUCUUGGUGCAGGAGGAGCCCUUGUUUGGUGAGGCGGCUGUUGUGCGGGAAGAGCCCUUGAUUCAGAAAGCUGUCAUCGUGCGGGGAGAGCCUCUGACAGGAGCGGUGCAAGCAGAGCCCGUGAAAGCGGAGGAUGCCAAGGCAGUGCCGUUGAGUGAACAAGCCGUCGUGCAGGAAGAGUCGUUGAAUGAGAAAGCUGUCGUGCAGGAAGAGUCGUUGAAUGAGGAAGCUGACGUGCAGGAAGAGUCGUUGAAUGAGGAAGCUGACGUGCAGGAAGAGUCGUUGAAUGAGGAAGCUGACGUGCAGGAGAAGCAAGAGUCGCUAACAAAGAAAGCGGUUUCUGUGCAUGGAAUUCUGUUGAAUGGGGCGCGUCAGGAAAAGUCAUUGAACGAAGCACCUGUUGUCCAAGAACCUUUGCACUUCGCGGCAGCUGCCCCGCUACUUUCUUCGUUGAAUCCAUCCGCAAGCGAGCGAGCGCAGGCGAACGGGUACGCGAACGGGUACCUACAGGACAUUGCCGUCGCUGAUUUAGAGGAGGCCGCCGACGGCCACCCCAACGGGCACCCGGAGCACCUCGCCGUCGCCAACCUGGAGGAGGCCGCCGACGGCCACCCCAACGGACACCCGGAGCACCUCGCCGUCGCCGACCUGGAGGAGGCCGCCGACGGCCACCCCAACGGACACCCGGAGCACCUCGCCGUCGCCGACCUAGAGGAGGCCGCCGACGGCCACCCCAGCCGAGCGCAAUCGGCGGUCGACGACAUGCCCGGCGAUGGGUCGCGUGUCGCCGAGGGGGCGGAGCGCGAGCCCCAGUCCGGCCAGGGCCAGGGCCCCGCGGACGUGGCUUCGGCCGACUUGGCUUCUGCCGACUUUGACAUGGACGGCGAGGAGACAGUCGUCAUCAAAAUUUUUGCGGGUCCCGGUCCCGGUUCCAAUGCGCAGCAGCAGCACUGGCUGGCUCCGGGGUACCCGCCACCUCAGCACUUCGGGCCGGUGACGCCGCCUCUCCAGCAGGGCGUCGCCGGGGUCCUCGGCCACGGCCCCCCGCCGAACCAAUCUGGCUUGAGCUUCCAUAAGGACGAGAGAACUCAACGCCAGCACAUCAGGCUUAAACGCAAGUUGGACCAAAAGCAGUCUCUAAAGGGAGAAUCCAUGGCGCAAGCUGGAGUUUUAGGAGGUGGCUCUGGCCAUGGUACACCCCCUGCCUCUCCCAGAAAAGAACUUGCCAAUGGACUCCGUUCUAGAGUGAUCUCUGGAAAAGAACGUGGUAUGAGCAGUGUAGGAACAUCCGAAGAUGGAGAGGAGAGCUCAAGUCUGCAAGAUGAUGAAGAUGAAGUUGAAAUGAUCACCGAAAUGCUGUCAUCUGUAGCACCACCUCAGGUUGCAGACCUAGACUCAACAAGUGCAUUGCUUCAGUGGUCAUCACCAGAAACACUGGCAGAUUUCCCCAGUGAUGAAAUAUCUGAGACAGACUUGAGAUACGAAGUACUACUUAGUGAUAAAGGAAAAGACGGUCGUUAUAAAUCUAUUUAUAGUGGACUAUCUCACUCCUGCAGGAUUCAAGAUCUUCAGCCGGGCAAAGAAUACUCUGUGUGCCUUCUCGUGCAUUUAGAUGACUGGAAGGGACAAGCAUCAGAGCCAACUACAUUUUUGACCCCUCCUUGCCGUCCAGAAGCACCUCUUCCACCGAGGCUUAUUCAGAAAAACCGAUUGAGCCUGCAACUUCGCUGGCAGGCUGCUGUUGACAAUGGUGCUCAUAUCCAACAGUAUAUCCUUGAAUGUGAUAAUGGUACAGGCGUCUUUAGUGAAGCUUUCCGGACUAGAUUAAAGCAACAUAAUCUAUCAAGGCUCCAGCCGGGUACUUCAUAUAGAUUCCGACUGGCAGCUGUAAAUGAAUGUGGAAGGAGCAAUUAUUCUGAUAUAAUAACAUACACAACAGCAGGAAAUGUUCCAAAUGCUCCUGCUCCUCCAAUCCUAAGGAAUGCAACAGUCAAUUGUUUACACUUAGCAUGGGUACGCAGGCCAGGUGAUGAAGAAUUUGUCCUGCAAAUGGAUGACCGUCAUUCAAACUAUGGUUACCUAGCUGUGUACAAUGGACGAGAUACCCAUCACUAUUGUGAUAACCUCCGUAGGCACUCGGAAUACAGAUUUAGGUUGAAGGCAAGUAAUGAAGAUGGUUCAUCUCGUUGGUCGGAGGAAGUAUGUUACCGUACUCUUCCAGACCGUCCUAGCCCUCCAUCCAGGCCUGUUGUCAAAGGAAAAAUUCAUUCCUCUUCCUUUAAAGUAAAAUGGGACCCUCCUCAUGACAGGGGUGGCACUGAUGUCUCUAGUUACACCCUGGAGCUUGGUUCGGAUAAAGGAAACUUUCAUCAGAUUUACCAUGGGCCUCACACAGAGCAUGUGUGUGACCGCCUAAUACCUGGAACGCAAUACCUGGUUAGGGUUUGCUGUACCACUGCAGGCGGUAGAAGCGACUUUUCGGAGGUGUCUUCCAUCGUUACAGAGCCAGUUUGCCCUGGACAAUGCCAAAAUUUCCGGUCUCAUGGAAAGCCUCGAGCAACCUCCUUAUGUUUGAAGUGGAGCAAUCCUCUAAAUGAUGGUGGUGCUCCAGUAAGUCAGUAUGAAGUUGAGAUGGCGAUGGCAGAGAAAGAAAAAGAAAGACGCCAAGCCUAUUUUGGUCGUGAAACUGAGUGUACUGUACAAGAUCUUCUGCCAGGGAGAAACUACAUCUUCCUUGUGCGUGCUUGCAACAAAGUUGGGCCUGGCCCCUGGUCUGAAGUGCUGAAGAUCCAGAGUGGAGCUGCAGCUCCUGAAAUACCUCUACCUCCUCAGACCCAAGUCUCACCUCGUUCUACUGCUACAUCAAGUAUUGCAGUGAUGGUGUCCUGGGUUGAGCCUGCGAAUAAUGGGUCUCCAGUCACGGAGUACACAUUGCAAGUUGGGAGCUUGCGACCCACUAGCCCAAGCCCUGCUCGUUCUACCAGUCCAUCCACGAGGCCAGUCAGUCCAGCCAGCUCUGUCAGUUCCAAUAGCACAACAACACCAAAUAUCCCUGCCAGUCCUGUCCGACCCCCUAGGCCCUCCAUGCAAGCCCCUCUUGACACUGUUGAGAUUCUGGACACAGUCUCUCUCAUUGAACGGAGAAAUGCAUUUGUAGGGACAGGAACUAGCACCGAAAUCAAGAACCUCCUUCCUGCUACUACUUACCACUUCCGUGUUCAGGCGACAAACGCUGCUGGAUCAAGUGGUUGGUCCUUGGACAGUGUGCUGACUACUCCACCUGGUCCCCCUGCAGCACCAACCUCAAUUCGUGGUGUAUCGACUCCUUACUCAAUAUCACUGACAUGGUCAGCACCCAAUUGUAAUGGUUCACCCAUUUUGAGCUAUCAGAUUGAUCUGCCUGAUAGAAAUGUGAGCACAGAAGGACCUGAAACUCAAAUAGUGAUUGAUCAAUUAAAGCCUCAAUCUCAGUAUAGGAUACGAGUCAGGGCUGUGAAUUCUGUGGGUGUAGGACCUUAUUCACAGUCUCACAAAUGUACAACCAAACCUCUUCCACCUUCUGCACCUGCUGUAGAAUGUGUCACAGUUGGCCACAAUAAUUUAAAACUAAAGUGGGGUGAUGGCCGGAACCCUGAUUUUACUCAGUACAUUUUGGAAAUGGAAAAUCCUCGAAACACAAUUGAACAGUUUCAAACUGUGUAUCAAGGCACAAAUCACACCUACAAGGUCAAUCGCCUGCAAGAAUUGACCCUCUACAGGUUCCGUAUUGCAGCCUCAAAUGAUGCUGGUCAAGGAGAAUUCUCUGAAAUUUAUGAAUUUUCAACAUGCAUAGCACCCCCAGCAUCUAUUAAAGCUCCUAAAGCCACUGAAAUUCUGGAAAGAAGUUGUGUUGUUGAAUGGCUUCCCUGUCGUCCUCUUCCUAGUGAUCCUGUUGAGUAUCAACUUCAACUGUGCCGUCUUCGUGACCAAGCAUAUAAAGUGGUGUACAGAGGAACUGAUACCAAAGCAACCCUGGAAGACCUAGAAGCUGGUGCAGAGUAUGAAAUUAGGGUCAUGCCUGUUCGUUGCACUUCGAAUGGAGACCUUAGUGGUGCCUUUUCUCCUGCAUCUACAUUUUCAAUACCAGCUGUGUCUGUGCCUGAACCUGUAGCUCGUGUUGUUCCUCAACAGGCUGUUCAACCUGCACCUAUGACAGACAAACAAAAAGCUGCAAUAAUCCUCGGCAUGUUCGGCAUGUUUGCCGUUAUCCUUGCUGUGAUUCUACAUAAUGUUCUGGGAUGAGUGUGCGUGGCCCAAGAAUCUGGUCCUUUUCGGCAGCCGGCCUUUUAUCCUUUCUUUUCCACCUGUCUACCAUUUUUCCGUGUACCGUCCUACCUCUUCCAUUUCUUAUUAUUUCCUCUUCCAAUUAGCCUUCACCUCAAUCAACCCUUAUAAUUAAUAAUAUUAUUUAUUGUUUAAGAUGUGUGCAUAUUUUAUUAUGAGGGGGUAUCUGGUAUGUUCAGAAUUGUGGGACAUUUUCUCAUUUCGGAAGUGAUACAGUUCUUUGUAGCUGUGAGCUGUUACGGUAAAUCAAACCGAAACAACUCAGAAGACUGAAGUACCCUGGGAGCUUAAGUCUCCCCACUCUUUCUCUCUCUAUCUCUAUUUCUCUCUUUUUGCAUGAGCUCUCUGUGAUCUCUGCAUGUACAUCCCCCUCUUACUCCACUAUAUCUUACUUGUUACAAAUGAAUUGUAAGAAGUGAUAAGUGUUUUUGUCUUUUAUAAAACGGUUCACUAUGUGUCUUUAUUUUUUAUUAUUGUUUAUAAAAAUGUGCUGGAGCUGCUUUCCAACACUAUACUUUUGGUAUAGGAACGCAUGAUAGUUUUGACCAUGAAAGGAAGUAUAAUAUAAAAUGUUUUAAGCCAAAUAGGCUGUCAAUUAAACUUGUAUUGUUUUCUUUUUCUUGUUUUAAAAUUAUUUUAUGAGUAUACUCUUCCCGAAUUCUUCUAGGUAUUUGUGACAUUUGAUAUUAUUAUUCUUGUCUUACAAAGGUUCUAUCAAAGAUUCUAAUAGUAGAUGUUAUGUAUGAAACGUAAAAAAAAUUCCUGUUGGUAGGUGAUAAACUAUUUCCAAUUACUACUGAUUAAAAAUUGUGUCAAUGAAUGUUAAAGUCUCUUCAGGCUAAAAUCAAUUAAUGAAUUCCAUGGCUAUGUUUUGUUGUGCACAAUUUUCUGUUAUAGAAGAUGAAAUGUUCGUGUUUACAUAUGCAGAAUUUAGUGGUUUGUCUGCUUCCUUUUAUUGUUGUUAUCUGUUGAAUGAUAUAGUGAGUUUUAUUUGCUUGCCCAUUUUUGGCAACAGUAAAAGUGCAUUUUUUUAGUGCAUUUUCUCAAUUGGUUAUGGUACUUUGAUUCAUUCCAUGAACUUAAAUGUAUGCACAAGGACUUUCAUGAAGGUCUUCCACAGUUACCCUUUUUCAGUCUUGUCGUUAUUUUUAACAUUAUUUUCUUUUGUUGCGUUAUUUUGUUCACUGACCUUUCAGUUUUGUGCUAUGCACCUACAAGUUAACACCUUGUGCUUGCAGGAUGUUCAAACUGUUCAGUUAUGUGUGCGUUGUUGUUUUAAUUUUUAAAAGAGUAUUUUCUUGUUCUCAUUGUAUUGUUUGUGUGACCUACAUAUUAAUUCCAUGUGCACUAUUUUAGUUACCUAUGUACCGAAACACAGAUUAAAAUUUUCUAUUCUGAGUUACUUAAAUUUUUCUAGUAUGUAUGUAUAGGAUGGGGAAAAAGAAAGCAUGUCAGGCUUGCCUGUUGCACUGCUUCUUUCUAUUCAAAAUGUGCUGUUGUAAAUUGCUAAAGAAAGUUUAUUUCCCCAGUAUUAACUGCACAGGGAUUGUUAUUGUUGCAUUGUAAGAGUGGGGACUGUGUAGGAUAUUUUAUAUAUACAUAUAUGUAUGUGUGUAUAUAUAUAGUUGUGUAUAUGUAUACUAUAUAUAUAUAUAUGUAUGUUAAUGUAUACUUAUAUUUUAAUUUUCUUGUUAAUAGUGGACCAAUACUGCUUGUCCCUUACCCUCUUGUUUGCCUCAUAUGUACAUUUAUGUUAUUUCUUCUCUUUGUUAGUAAAUUGACCAAGUGAUGCUGUGUUUCUAGCCUUCUUCUUUGUUGUCUAAUUCUUUUGGGGAAAGUUAAUGCUAGAACUAGAUUUUCCUGUUUCUUUUUGGUGCUAAUGCAUUUUAAUCCAAAACUCAGAAGAUUGGCAUCUCUGCUAAAGGGGGAGUAAAGACAUGGUAUUGUAACAAAUCAAUUCUGAUUGUGACUGUUAUCGCCAGUGGGCAUGAAUUGUGGGGCAGAAUUGUAUUUUAUUAUGAACAAUUUUAAUAGUAAUCAAACGGGCCUAAUGUAUUAGUAAAUCACAUUGCGAGUAUCUUUUGUAUGUUUUCCGAUUCUCCCUGUAUCUUGCCCGUAUCAAAGAACUGAUGUGUUGUUGAAAUGGUUCCAUCGCUUGGCUUUAUUUCAGUGAGCUUGGGCAUAAAUUUGCAUGUAUUGAAGUAAACACAAUUUUAUUAGGCUGUUUUCCCAGGCCCAUCAUCAAACUUCCUUCUAUUGUAAACUAUUUAUCCUAAAUCAACCAAAUCAACCAACUUAUUACAAGAAUUGUGAUUUAGUUAUCAUUGGGUUUGAUGUAAGUUUUCUUUCUUAGUCAAAGAUUGUUGUGUUAAUGUCUGCAUUGCUUGGUGCAUUCCAUGUUUCACCAAAUAGUGCUCUGAAGGAAUAGAAUUAAGCAAACAGGGAUUGUGAUGUCCUUUCUUGUUCUGACCCUUUUUUGCCAUAAUAUAGUUUGUUUAUAAUUCCAUACUUAAAAUAUUUUGGAAAACUGAAUGUGUGUUAGUAUGGAUUGAUUGUUGGAUUAUGUACUUGCUGGCCCGCCUCAACCACUGUGAUGCCAGGCUUGCACAAUCGAGAUAGAGAGUUACCUCGCGUGGCUGGAGCCAGUGCCACAGGCCGCAGCAAGGAGCCUGUGACAGGCUGCCUGUCUGGUCCGUCAUGACCUGAUCGAGUCAAUGAAUUUUGUACAUAAUCACUUUAUUUACUUUAUUAUGGUUGAAGAGGUAUUAAAUUAUUUAUGUGGAAUUUACAGUUAUUAUUUUAUGGCUAGAUCUUUUAUAUAUAAAAUAUAUAAAUACAUAUAUAAACAUAUAUAUGUAGCUUUUGUUGCAAAUGAUUGUCAGCAUGAAGAGAACUUAUAGGUUGGAAAGCAGAGCUCUUAAUAUAACCAAUGUAUUAAUCUGCUUUUUAUUACAAAUGAAUGAAUUAAUCAAGGUUGUAUUGAGAGUCACAGUAUAUUUUUUUCCAGUGGUAAGCAGUUCAACUGAAAACAAAAUUAUGUUUAUCAUUUGAUGAUACUAUGAGGAUGAAAGAGAUUGCCACUGAUUUGUUACUGGAAUGGUCCCCUUUGAGGGAGCUAGGUACUAUUAUAGAGAUUUAUAAAGGUAUAUAUAUCUAUACAUAUAUAUUAUACACAUAUAUAUGUAUAAAUAUGUAUGCAAAAAUUAUAAACAAUACAAAGUAUAUUUUAUGUAAGUGGAUCACUAAUAACUCUUCUCCACAGAGUCAUUUUCUCCAAUAAAAGCAAAGUGAAAUUAAAUCAGAA
This is a messenger RNA of Thrips palmi, 8179 nucleotides long. RefSeq names its product fibronectin type-III domain-containing protein 3A-like. The record is from RefSeq and is a predicted model, not a curated record. Bases 1 to 4833 code for a protein of 1610 amino acids. Gene Ontology annotation, molecular function: protein binding. The transcript is spliced from 18 exons. Lineage: Eukaryota; Metazoa; Arthropoda; Insecta; Thysanoptera; Thripidae.